AACUUUUUAGAGGAUAUAAAAAUGGUAGGACCUGGAGUUUACAUACGCGGUUUGUUAGUAGUAGUAGCACUCAACGAAGAAACAAAAGGAAAGAAAUUAAAUUCAAGGAUUCCCUCUCCCUCUUCCUCUCCACCCACCUCAGUCCUCCAUCCCUCUCUGUCCCUGUUUCUCUCCUGUGUAGUGUUAGAGGGUGAAGGGGUAGGAGGGUAGCAAAGACUCAUACUUUUAUUAUUUAAAGUAGAGACAGAUAACAAAGUAUUUCUGUUAGUGUAGUUAAUUUGCUAUUCUAGUGCUUCAGGCUUGGGGUGGGGUGGAAUUUUUGUUAUUAGUUUGUUGUUGUUGGUUUUUUUUUUUUUUUUUUGGUGCCACAAUGAUCAUUGCCGGCCCCAACUUUAUGGACCCAGGGAGAUCUUGACAUGAUAUUUAGGGGAAAUGAUCUUCCUUUCUGGAACGCAACUUCUCCAAGGGUUAGAGAACCCCUGCUCUCGCCUUUCAUCACAUCAAGCUGAAGCCUUGGUCACCCACACACAUAGAAGGGACCGCUCAAGCCAGCGCUCUAAAUCCAAAAGGAGCCUGUGAUACUUAAGUACUCGUGUGUGUGGUGGGGGUGUGGGGUGUGGGGUGUGUGGUGGGGGUGUGGUCGGGGGUGGGGAUCCAAAAUGAAGAAGGUAAGGGAAUGAGGUUGGCCUGUUGGUGGAAUACUCAAUAUUCAAAGUCCUAGCAGGGAAGGUAGCUUCUAAGGUUCCUUACCAUUUACCUCACUUUUAACUGAGCGACUUCGCCUCCCUCUUUCCCCGCGCCUCUGGCGGCGCGUCUCCGCUUUUCCCAAUGACAACAUGGCGCCUCCCUGUGUGGCGUGAGCGACUUCGAGCCACGGGUCACCGCGCUUCCUCGGCCCGUCCCCCGGCCCGCGUCAGCCUUUCCACACAAAAACAUGAUGAGGCUCAGCCUCAUUCCCGAGCCCCUUCGUGACAGCGGGAGCGCGGCCCGCCUGUCCGUAUGGGAGCUUGGCGCCGCCCCACGCUGGGCAGGCGCCUCCCGCCUACCCUCCCCCCCGCCCCGCACAGAGCGCGGGCGCUGCCCACCGCCGCGGGGCUGAGAGGACAGCCCGCAGCUCGGCGGGCGAGCCAGGCGGCCCGGGGGCUCGAGGCCCAGGCGCCCAGCACGGCGCGCGCGUCCCUCCCGCCCUUUCGCGUUGCGGGCCCCAGGGGACUGGCAGCGGGAGUGAACCCGGGGAUAUCGCGAACGCCGCGGCAGGAAAGUCAACAGACUUAACUGAGGAUGUCUGAAAACCUUGACAAGUCCCAUGUAAAUGAAGCAGGAGAGUCAAAGUCGGCUGCCUCGGAGGAGGGCCAGAAAGGUGCUCUGGAGUGCUCUGAUGAAGCCUUACAGGAAAAAGUAAAGUCGGACUCGCCUAGUCCCCUGAGAGUGGGAAGACCUCACUCUAGUCCUCCUCGGCUUGUCACUGUAGAGGAACUGCUAGAAACAGCAAAAGGAGUCACCAACAUGGCUCUGGCCCAUGAAAUUGUGGUAAAUGGAGACUUCCGGAUUAAUGCUGUUGAAUUAGCUGAAGGCAGCUUGGAGAAGAGAGUGAAGGAGAUUGUACACAAAGCAUUCUGGGAUUGCUUGAGUGUCCAGCUAAGUGAAGACCCCCCGACCUAUGACCAUGCCAUCAAACUUGUAGGAGAGAUCAAAGAGACUUUGUUAUCUUUCUUGCUGCCUGGUCACACAAGACUGAGAAACCAGAUAACAGAAACCUUGGAUCUGGAGCUGAUAAAACAGGAAGCAGAGAAUGGGGCCCUAGACAUUUCCAAGCUGGCAGAAUUCAUUGUUGGCAUGAUGGGGAUAUUGUGCGCACCUGCUCGAGAUGAGGAAGUUAAAAAACUAAAGGACGUUAAGGAAAUAGUGCCUCUUUUCAGGGCAAUAUUUUCUGUGUUGGACCUAAUGAAAGUCGACAUGGCCAACUUCGCUAUCAGUAGCAUUAGGCCACACCUCAUGCAGCAGUCAGUCGAAUAUGAGAGAAAGAAGUUUCAGGAAGUGUUGGAGAAGCAGCCAAACUCCCUGGACUUUGUCACCCAGUGGCUGGAGGAGGCCUCAAACGACCUUUUGACUCAGAAGUGCAAACAUGCCCUGCCAGCCGGGGGAGGCGCUGCUGGCUCUGGGGAUGCUCCACUACUGACCGCUGCUUCUGUCCAGAACUAUGCCUACCUGAAGCUUCUGAAAUGGGACCACUUCCGGAGACCUUUCCCUGAGACAGUUUUGAUGGACCAACCUCGUUUCCAAGAGCUGCAGCUCCAGCUGGAGCAGCUGGCCCUCCUGGGAGCUGUGCUGCUCGUCACGUUCAGUACCUCUGCACCUGCAGUUUCUGGGCAUGCCGGCUUUGCGGAGAAGCUCAAGACGGUGGUGAAGAUUCUGCUAGCAGACGUGCAUCUGCCUUCCUUCCAACUGGAGGACGCCCUGACUUCCAUUGGGGAGAAAGUGUGCCUGGAGGUGAGCAGCUGCCUCUCCAUGUGUGGAUCCUCUCCAUUCUCUGUCAGUAAGGAGACUGUGCUCAAGGGCCAGAUUCAGGCCCUCGCCAGUCCUGACGACCCCAUUCGCAGGAUCAUGGAGUCCCGAAUUUUGACCUUCUUGGAGACAUACCUUGCCUCUGGUCAUCAGAAGCUCUUGCCUACAGUGCCUGGGGGAUUGGGUCCCAUUCAGAAAGAGCUAGAAGAAGUUGCCGUGAAAUUUGUGCGCCUGGUCAACUAUAACAAGAUGGUGUUCUGUCCGUACUAUGACGAAAUUCUCAGUAAGCUCCUCCUCCGCUCCUGAGGUGCACAGCUGCCACAGCUUGUUCCUCAUCUCCUCAGAACCCCGCUCUUGCAAUGCCGUGGAGAAUGGCAUGUGACACAUUCCUGUGUAAUAGCACUGGUUCCACAGGGACUGAAGAAUGCACUGAAUUCUGUUUUGAGGACUGUAUUUAUGAGUGCAGGUUUACAAACCUAAGAAGCUUUUGUUCUCUUGAGACUAUAGGGACACAUAGCUUUCAGUAAUUGGCUGUCUGUCUCUCUGCUCCCGCUUCAUCAGGUUGGAGGAGCUGCUUCUCCCAAGGAACCUGAGACAGUUGUCUCUUUCUCAGAUACUCUGUGCUCAUAAUCAUAAGCCAAGCCUUGUCCUCCUGCCCCGUGUACAACCUCCCUCCCACUACUCUUCCCUGUGGGUACUUUAUGACAGGGCUGCCUGUAGCCAUACAGGGUCCUAGCCCUCUCCUUCCCACUCUGUCCAUUUAUUGCUUCUUGGGUCUGACCUAACAGUGUUCCAGAGCCCUUUUGUUCUACAGCAGAGUUACUUAAUAAUUUAUUUUAUAUUAUUAUUAAAACAGCACCUCUAUACUCCCCUGGCUGGUGUAAAACGUGCUGUCCCCAGACUUUCAUCAGUCCUCCUGCCUCUGCCUCACAAAUGCUAGGGUUACAGGCCUCUGCCGCCAUACCCAAUGGAUAGAACUUAAUUUUUCAAAGCUUGCUUUGCUGGCUGGGAUGUACUGUGGCCAGUGUUUGCCUAGCCUGCACAGGCCCUGGAGUUGACCUCUCCUAGUAUUGAGAAGCCAUAAGCCCCUGUAGCUUCAGUUACUUUUAAAAGGUAGACGACUUAUCUGUGCCCAGGAGCUCAGGAGCAGCCUCAGUAACAGAGACUCCCAACUUAAGAGAAUAAGAACAGCCAGGUGAUAGGGCUCACCUUCAGUCCCGAUACUUAGAAGGCAGAGGGAGGUGGAUCUCUUGAGUUCAGGACCAGCUUCAUCUAUAGAAUGAGUUCCAGGACUGCUAUCGAUACACAGAGAGACCCUGUCUCACAAACCAAAACAGAAAUACUGUUCCUUCUACAGAAGUAGUCCUGAUUCUUGAUGGUGGCAAUUAAAGCCAGGCAUGGUGACAUAUGCUGUAGAUGGUCUUUGCCACUCUGUGGGUUCUGUUUCCCACCCUUUAUCCUCCCCUCCACUUCUCCUUCUAACACUAGAUAGGAGAGAAAGGAGGGGGUGUCCCUGAAUUUAAUUUCUUGCUUUUGUUUCUUUUUUGACUAUGGCUACUAACAGACCACAACCACCCUCCAUUCUUCUUUAAUGACCAGCAACCACCCAACUUACCUCUGAAAAGUUCCCAGAAUUCCAAACUUCACGCAGUUGUAGAAACUAACUUUUUUAUAUAUAAGAUUUACUUAUUUUAUGUAUACAUUGCUGCUGUCUUCAGACACACCAGAAGAGGGCAUCGGAUCUCAUUACAGAUGGCUGGCUGUUAGCCACCAUGUGGUUGCUGGAAAUUAAACUCAGGACCUCUGGAAGAGCAGUCAGUGUUCUUAACCUCAGAGCCAUCUCUCCAGCCCAGAAACUAACUUUCAUGAGGUAACUUUCCAAUUCCUAGAAAAACAGGGUAUAGACAUUUUGAAGUGGCCAUUCUGAGUGCCAAGAUCUUUGUGAAAUGAUAGUCACAGCAGCUCCUGUAUCCACCAUACCUUCUAUUUCAGUAUCAUUCACUUGUAAUUUUAAUUUUGGCCUCUGAUCAUGAACAACUAUAUGCUAGAACGUGUAUCUUCCAGGGCUUCCACACCCUCCUGUUCAUCCUCCUGGAAUGGCUUUGCCUUUGAUGCAGGGAAACCAACAGUUGUGCAGUCCUGUCACCUGUGUUAAAUUGCAUCUCUUUUUACAUCGGCCAUAAUUUCAACUUCUUUGAAAUCUUCAUCUAUAAUUCCUGGGUGCACAAUGAGUCCUUGGGAGGUCAAACCACUCCUUCCCAAGGUCAUCCCUACUGUCCUCGAAGGCAAAGGGCCAUGCUCUCCAGUAGUUUGGGAGAAGAGGUUUGCCUGUGAACUGUUGUAGGGCAGCACUGCCUACGGCACUGCUCGUCAAGUAUCUAGUGCCAGACGGAGGGACUUUGGUCUGUGUGCUGCUCCUUCAGUGGUGGCUCAUGAUUCUUGCUGCAGAGCCCUGAGCCGGACACCUAAGGCCGUUUCCAGCUGUAAGAAAUUACCUUCAAUCUCUCUUUUGGGUCAGCAUUUCUGAACUCAGUGGCAGCCUUUGCCACUUUGCUUAUAGACCCUGGAAAGCAUAGGCCUUCUUUCUGCUUGAGAUUUAAGAAAACCCAUGCCCCUAGAAAUUGUUCAUUCACUUUUCCAGAGCAAAGUACUGUCUUUCUCAAAGUUAAUGCACUGGCCAUUUUGAGUUCUGGGGCUUUUGGUUUAGACACAGUCUUUAUAAAUGACCAUAUUCCACAAUUGAAGCACAGGGCUUUUGCUAUUGGAGACCUCUAGUAUAGCUUGAUCUAUCAACAUGGUACGCAUUCGAACCAAUAUGGGUCAUAUCCCUUACCUGUUAAAACAUAGGCACUGCCCAUGCCUUUACUGGUCUAAGGUAGCUUUUAUUUAUUUUUGCUACUUUGUGUGGGAUCUUCAUGGAUUCUUCUUUCUCCUUACAGUAUCUCCUCUAGCUAGAAUCAGCUUCUCCAGCUUAAUCUCCUCUCUAACCCUACUGAGUCUUUUGUCUUCUGCAUCAUCUGUCUUCUCUGACCCCUACUCUCUCACCCUACCCCCUCUUCUUUCUCUCCAGUUCUAUUACCAUUUCCUGGACUCCUUCCCAGGCUUUUAUAUCUUCUUCUGUUCCCAGAAGUACAAGAGGAAACCCACACUGGGUCAUAGGGUCAAGCAGUUCUAACAGGUAAGCAUCCCCAAAGCUGGGAUCCUUAAAGGGCCAGGCACACAAAAUAAACCAUAUGCUUCCUCAAUUUGUUUAGCUACUAAUUAUUCCUUUUUUGAAGUUGCUUCUCCAUUCUUUCCAAUAUCUUUUCAAGGGUUCUCAGGUAUCUGAUGUAUCUUUCUGUUGAUCCCUGUUGUGCAUGUGCACAACUGAGGUAACCUAACAGCAAUGCUGCUUUCCUGUAACUUGGGUACCACUUCUUGAGCCUUUUAUACUCCAGGACUGUCUUAUCUUCUAGCAUCUUGCAUUCUGGAGUUCUAGGAGCCUUUGGCUUGCAGCCCCAACUUGGACGUGCAGGAUGUACCUUAAGUCCUGCUCAUAGGCCUGUCAGUGGUUAGAUGCUGAACAUUUCUUGGCUAGGUGUCUCUGACUGACGGGGAAGGCAGUGCCUGGUCAGGCUCUCUUCUUUGUUCUUUUUAGCAUCAGCGGCCAAGGUUUUCAGAAGACAUCUCCUACUCAGUCCACAGUUUUUCAUUUCCUGUGGAAAUAUAAACAAAUUUGUGUCCCCAAUGCAAAACCUUUACUGACUUCCAUUCUGAAACCAUUCCAUAUAAAACCUAGUGUCUCUCAGCUGCUGUUGUUCCUUUCUUAUUGACUUUCAAAAAAUUUAAAGUUAACAGAGCACUAUUUAAUCUAUCCUGGGUCUUUAUUCCUCCUCUUUGUUUUAUAAGCAUUUCUUUUAAGGUGCAAUUAGAUCUUUCUACAACUACUUGUCCUGUAGAAUUUUGUGGUAUCUUGUGAUAAUUUGCUUUAUAUUAUAAUAUGUAAAGAAUUACUUUAUCUUUCUGGAGACAUUGUUGGCCUUAAUUCAUGCAGGUGUCCCUAUGAUAGCCGUGGCUUCCAGUGGGUGUGUAAUUACAGAGUCAGCCUUCUUAGGACUCAAAGCAGUUAGUUGCCCAUUGAAACCCUGAGUAUGUAUAUGCUAUGAUGUACACACUUUAGUUUUCUAAAUUCUGCAACAUGAAACACAUCCAUCUGCCAGCUUUUACCCCUUUUGGCAACCCUAGGUUACUUCCAGAGGGUGAUGGAGUUUGGCUAAACAAAGAGCAAGUAGGACAUUUUCUUAUAAUUUCCUUGGCUUGUUGCCAGGUGCUAGAAAUUGUUUUCUUUAAACCUUUACUAUUUGUUAACAUGGUGUCUUUUCAUGAAAAUUUGAGGCUAACACAUUUCCUAUUAAUAAUUGGUCAAUUUCUUCCCUCCCUUGUGCUGGCAAGGACCUGGCAAGUCUGUGAAUUCCUUAGUUAAGGGCUGCCAGAGGCCAGCUUUCCGACCCAGGGUACACUGAGGCAGGGUGUAGAGUUAGUGUUGAUCACUCAGCAGACAGUUCUCUAAGGGAACAAAGCUCUCUAGGGCUUGUGGAAAGGAUGAUAGAAUGAUACUCCCGCCCCCCCGCCCCCCCGCCCCCCUCUCUCUCUUGGGGAAUGAAGCAAACUUCAAGCUUCAACCAUUUUAUAUGCAUACAUAUACAUACACACAUUGGCUGGAGAGAGCAAAGUUCCAACAACUUCACACAUACACAUACAUAAAAUUGUUGAUGGAGCAAAGCUCCAAUGAGCAAGCUCCAACAACUUUAUUUUUUUUCCUAGCCCUUUUGUAUCAUCUGAGAUGGAAAUUCUCUCUUGUGAUAAAAAGGAUCACCUCAUAGUCCCAAGUUAUAUAUUGUCUAAAGAACAAUCACUACAAAAACAUAUUCUUCAAAAAGCAGAUUAAAGUCAUUAUACAAAAGGAAAUUACAACACGAUUAAUUAUAUAUUCAUCUUUUGAUAUAUGUUUUCCAUCUCUGUUUCUCUCCACAAGUUCAUAAUCCCAAAGCAAUAAUCUUUUUGUUAUAGAUUGACAAGAUUUAAGCAAGACGGGUCUAUAGAAGCAAGUUUUUCCUGUGCUUAGCUGACAGUUUGUAUUUACCAAGAACCAGGUCCUCUAUCCUAGGUCUUAUUUUUGCAGUCUUGCUCACUAAGCUGGCUAAUCAUCUAUUUUCUAUUCUUAUCUUCAUAAUGGAAUUAUUUAUAUUCAUAAUGGAAUUGUUCACAUCCUCCUCUAUUUGGUGCACACAUCAAAAUCUGUGACCACAUUCCUAGAUCAUAGGAUCCAGGAACUCAGACCCAAACUAGAAUAAGAUGCCUUCUUCGAUCAUGAACUUGUUCCAAGCCUGUUUUUCCCUUCCUGGCACAGUCACGUGCUUGUAACCCACAAAAGUUCUCUGUGCUCCUUUUCUCACCUCUGCAGCCCUCACAGUCCUACAAUGGGAGGGCACGUUCUACUCCUAAUUCUAAGUUUAUUGUGUCUUUCUGGCAAAACAACUUAAACCAUCUCCUUAAACUUCCUGUCAACUACCCUAACUUAAAACUUGAAUCAUGAAUUCCAUAAAGUUAUUAAUUCAUAAGAAAUAUUUUAUGAAAGUUCAUCUUUAUAUUGAUCUGCAGAAAAAUUGUCCAGUAUAGUGGGUAGUCUCCCUAGAAGCAAUCACACCAGACUACAGGCAGUGAGGGUCUCCCCACGUCUAUUCACACCAUGGCAGAUAUAUAAGGAAUACAGAGGAGGUGCAGCAGCGGCAAGAAGCAAUCCAGAGACAAAACCCCUGGGACAGUGCCUUUCCAGGAAGCUCACUUGCCUGUUGCAGUUUCUCUUGCAUGGCAGUAAGGCCAUUGCUCUACCCAUAGAGGCUUAGUCAACCAUUUUAAGGGUAGGGAUGUUGGUAUAUCAGCAAGUGUCCCCCCCACCCCCUGAAAACCUUGCAAAUUUGGAAACUCAAUCCAUGUAGUGUCUUGUUUUGGCUAACCUUCACAGUCUGUGGUUCUGGAUAAUAUUUUUCAAUAUCUUCCCUAGAAACAUUCUAUUUGAUCCAUUAUUUUUGGAAUUGUCCCUGAUGUUGAGGUGAUUAAUCUGAGUUCUGUUAAUCUGAUUCUUAUCCCCAUAAAUUUAUGGCUAUGUCAGCCACUUAACUUCCUUAUUUGCCCUUCUGGCCCCAUAUAUUUAUUAACCCAUCACACAAUUUGUUUUAUCUGAGAUAACUUUGCAGUUCCUAGAAACUGGGUAUAAACCUUUUGAAAUGGUCAUUCUGAGUGCCAAGAUCUUUGUGAAGUGAUUGUUGAGGUUAGUUUCGUGCACUCUUUAUUCAGAAGCUGAAUUCUGAGCCCCUAUCCAGACCGUAACCUAAUAUUGGGGCAUUGUAUUAACCUAUGUACUGUAAAUAAUGCUCCCUAAUAAUCCCUGAUUGGUCAGUAAAUGACUGAGGCUUAUGACUGGGAAAGGAAGGUGGGACUGAGAAUUGAGUCAGAGGUCUUGAGGGAGACCACCAGGAGGAGGAGAGAAGUCAGAGGUAAGAGGUCACCAUUACAUGGGAUGAACCAUCAGAAGCCUGUGGCCAAGAGAAGUGAAUCCUGACGACAGGCUGAUGGAGCAGAAGCAGCCUGGGAGACACCAGAUUGGCAAGUGACUGGCAUUUGUGUGGGUUUUAACAAGUGGGAGAAUUAAAAUAGCUCAAUGUGCCCAGCAUAAUACCUACAACUUAUUAUAGUGUCUUUGUGUUGUUUACUCGGGAAUGUAUGGGCAAGAAGUGAGGUAGAUAUUAACCAUUAGCUACAAAGGGGUAAAGGGGUGUAAAAAUCCCCCAGAAAAAUAAUAGCAUUUAAUAAAUGAUUGUUACAUCAGCACUUGUAUCUACCAAAUCUGUUUCAAUGUCAUUCCCUUGCAACUUUAAUUUUGGUCUCUGAUCAUUAACCGUUUGCCAGAACACAUUUUGGCAGUACUUCCAAAUGCCCCGAUCCUUUACUAGAUCCACUUUGCCUUUGAUAAAGGGAACAUUAACAGGUGAGCAGUCCUCUAUUCAGACACAGCAGAAGAGGGCAACAGAUCUCAUUACAGAUGGUUGUGAGCCACCAUGUGAUUGCUGGGAAUUGAACUCAGGACCUCUGGAAGAGCAGUCAGUGCUCUUAACCACUGAGCCAUCUCUCCAGCACAGGUGAGCAAUCCUAUCACCUGUGUUAAAGUGCAUUUCUCUUUAUAUAAGCCAUUAUUUUAAUUUCUCCUUUGAAAUACACAGUGAAUCUUUGGGAAGCCAACUGAUUUUGAAGACCAUUCCUACUGUCCCUGAGAGCAAUGACUAUAAAGUCCAGUAGAUAGAUAUUUUAUAACCUUGAAUUUUGUGGGAUAGUGUAAGAUGUUUAUCUCUGGCCAAGCCUAAAGCAGCACUGUCUGCAGCCACAUGCAUUAGAUUUGCAAUACUUAGUUGAGGUUUUUCUGCUUGCUGGUUAUUCUUUGAUAAGAAGCAAACAGCUUAGACUUUUUGCUGCAAGGCCUUGACUUAGGCCCCGUCAUUUCGUUUCCCAAUGCCCAAAAGUCGCCUUGAAUAUCUCUCUUGGUCCUAUACUCAUUUGUCCAGAGGCAACCCUUGCCACAUCACCUGCACAUGCCUGGAAAUCUAGGCCUUUCUCACAUUUAGAUAAAACAACCAUUGCCUUUAGAGAUGCCUUGUUUAGAACUUUGUUUCAAAUGUCCAUAUUUUCCACAAUUAAAUCACCAAAUCUUUUAAGUUAAAGCAACAGAGACAUCUAGCUUGACCUAUUAUAUUGCCAUGGUACAUGUGAAACCAAUUUCAUUUAUAUUUAUACAUUCAUCCAUGGGCCUGUGCCUUCUGGUCUUCUUUCUGCUAACAGUAUCGUCUCUGGCUCAGUCUCCUCUCUAGCCCUACUCAAUCUUUGUUCCUGCACCAUCUGUCUUCUCUGACCCUACUCAUCCGACUUUUCUCCUCUCUCUCCAAUCCUACUACUCUGUCUCCUGGAUCCUACUCCUCUUCUGCCAGCCUUUGGUGGCUUUUUGUAUCCUCUACUGUUCCCAGAAGACCAGGAGGAAGCCAACACUCACGGUCAUGGGGUUAAGCAGUUCUACUGUCUAAGCGUUUUCAAAGAGUCAGUUGACUAACCAUUGGGGAUCCUUUAAGGGGCCAGGCACACACUUCAUUCUAUGUCUAAUAACUUUUUUAUAUUUGGUAUUAGAGUUCUCAAAUGUCAAGGUCUUGAUUUAUCAACACCAUUUUGUAACAGGGUCUGAUACAGCUUUGUUCACAGCUGAGAGUAAUCUUUGUGUUAAAAAAAAAUCAGUGGGGCCUUCUCCAGAGCCUUGUAUAAUCUUUGCAAAUGAGGUCUUUCCCCUGGCUCCUCAACUUUCCCCAAGCUCUUACAGCCACUAAGCAGCACUGUUCUGUAGUCCCGUGGUCACAUCGAAUCUGUUCUCGUAUCUCAGAGUACUGUCCUUCACCUAGCACCUGACCUUUUACUAUAUUCAAUCCACUCCAUUUUGCUAUUCGAUGUUCAUGAUUAUUUCCCUCCACUGUGUUAACCAUUGCAACUGCAGACCCGUGUCUAGUGCACAUACUUUCCAAUCUCGGGGAACAAUUUUUUUAGUAGCUCAGCUAUUUAGGAUUUGUUUUGCACCCCAUAUGAAGUCAUCACCUCUUUAAGUGCCUUAGAUCUAUCAUUCCUAUAGGACGCCAUCUUGUCUUGUUAUAACCUUAUUCCAUAAUGUUAGCAGGCACGAAUUGUAUGGCUGCUUAGAAAGUUGAUCUCAUAACCCUGGGCCACCCCUCUCAUAACUCUGGCAGCACAGUUGGUUGAGAUUAACCCUUUCUUUUGAAUGGGUGUUUUGUCAGAUUGUCUCUGACCUGACCACGCUUCAGCACUGUUGUUCCCUCCGUCUUGCUUGCUGUCGUGCUCAGCCACUGGGACUGAGCCUUUGUUCUCUUCUCCAGUGCUCCUCACUUCUGAAGCUUCCCUCCAUCUUCAGCCUCUCCAGUUUCACAGCCAACUCUGCCACCCGCUCAGAAAAAAGUAGCAGAGUGACUCCCCUUCCCUCAUUCCAGCCAUUUUUGUUUCUUAGGACCCUCUAUUUCCAUUUGCAAUUUUCCCAAGUACUCAGCCAUUCUUUCAAUCUUUUUUUGAAACAAAAUAUACAAAGAAAAACACUGAAAAUCACCUCUGGGAGCAGAGUGGUGGAUAUUCCAGUGUUAGUAGCCACAAUAAAUUAUUUGCUUGCUCCUUGGGGGUGGGAAAGAAUCUAUUCCUUUGCUCCCUCCAGUUUACUCUAUAGUAUUUGGAAUUAAAUUUCCCAUUUUUUAAAAAAGAAUCGCACAGUGGGCACCACUUGUAGCUGGUCUUUGCUGCUUUGUGGCUUCUUUUUCCACCCUUCAUCCCCCUUUCCCAUGUCUCCCUCUAACACUAGAUAGGAAAGAAGAAAGGAUAGAGGAGAGAGAGAGAGAGAGAGAGAGAGAGAGAGAGAGAGAGAGAGAGAGAGAGAGAGAGAUCCCUGAAUCUACAUUUUUUUCUCUGUCCAUGACAACUAACAAACUGUAACUAUCCUUCCUACAACAACCAACAGCCACCCACUGCACCUCCCCAGGCCAGCAUUAUGUACUGAAAAGUUCCCAGAACCCAAACGUCACACAGUCAUAGAACCUAUCUGCAGCUGGCAAAACCAUGUAUCUGCCAGAGCAUGAGACAAAUCACAGUCAGCUGCUGUGGACAGUCUGCAGCAGCCCUGUAUCCCCACACCAGGGAUUAAAUGAAAAUACACUCUUACACUAUUUCUGUGUGUUUUUUUAAUGAAACCAAAUUCCAGAAUUUUCAUAAAGGUCACCACAAUAUGUCUGUAAUCUUAGCUCUUGGGAGACUGACACGGUGGAAUGACAAGUUGAAGGGUAGCCUGGGUCUAUAGUGAGAGCCUCGUUGAAAAGCAAGGCAUCAGUGACCUAUGAGGUCUAAACAAAUUAUUUGACUUUAAUCUUUAUUUUUUUAACUUUUUUUUAAAAAAGAAGCAUUUAUGUAUGUGAGUACACUGUAGCUGUCUUCAGACACACACACACACACACACACACACACACACACACACCAGAAGGGGGCAUCAGAUCCCAUCACAGAUGGUUGUGAGCCACCAUGUGGUUGCUGGGAAUUGAACUCAGGACCCCUAGAAGAGUAGUCAGUGCUCUUAACCACUGAGCCAUCUCUCCAGCCCAACUUUAAUCUUUAAAACAUAAUUGUAAAUAGCCUAUUAUAACCCAAAAGGAGAAAUAAUUCACAUAGAUGUGCUGAUGGAAUUCUGAUUCAGAAAUUAGAUUUGUGUUUCAUGAAAAAUAGCUCAACCCCACUAAUCUAGAUCAAUAAGAAAAGUCCUCAGAAUUUGAGCAGAAUUGUUAAGGAACUUGAAUGAUCAGAAUUUCUGACACAGCAUAUGCCCAUGAGAGUACUUUGGAUGUGUUACAGGUGGUUUUUUUUUUUAAUUAUAUAUACUAAUGUAUUUUAGACAAGGCCGUUAUGGUAGAAGCAGAGCCAUGAAGGUGAAGUCAUCUCCAGCUGGAUUCCCCAGGCACCAGAGACAAAAGGGACAUUCACUCUGAAAACUGUCCAGUAAUACCUGGCUCCCAGGUGAGCCCAGCCUCGGGUGUGCGUAUACUCGAGCUCAACAUUUCAGAGGCUGAGGCAGAAGGCCAGUCUGGGUUGCAUAGCAAGACCCUGUAAAAAUGAUUGUUAAUAUUGUCUAUAUGUUAAUGGUGGAAAUUAAUAUGGUGGCAGUUAUUCCAUAGCCAGCUAGUUCUCCAAAUAGCCACACAGAGAUCUUUAAUAUUUCAAAGCUCAGGCCUAUUUAGGCAGACUCACAAUUAGCUCAUCUAAGUUAAUCUGACUGCCUAUCCCCAUUCCACCAUGUGACUAGCUAAACCUUCUAGGCCCAUAGUUAGUCACAUCUGUUUCCUUCCCGGUUUCCGGUCUCCUGGUGAAAAGGCCUUUCUCCUCUUCCCAGGGUUCCUUUCUUUCUCCCAGGAAGUCCUGCCUUCCUCUUUCUACUGCCUACACACAAGCUUUAGCCUUUUAUUGACCUGUUAACUUGGAGAGCAAGGUUUGCACAACAAAAGCUGAUAUACAUGAAAAUUUACUCGUAUUGGGGCAACCAGAUCCUGGGGUAAAGAAUUGAACAUACGCAAAUAUUUUAACAUAUUCAACAUAUUUAACAUAUUCAAAAUACAUAGCAGAUCAACCCCAACAAGACCCUGCCUGAAAAAUAAAUAAAAUACUGAAUGACCGUUUGAGGAUGAUUUCUUCAAAUAAUGUGCUACAAACUUCUCUAAUGCUGAUUUCUGAUUCCAAGCAAAAUCAUGCUGAGUGUAGUGGUGCAUGCUUUAAACCCAGAGCUCUGAAGGCAGGAGCAUGCACAGCUCCAUGAGUUCAAGGCUGGGUUGGUCUACAUACAGAUUUCCAGGGGUGAUGCAUAGUGAGGCCUGUCUCAAAUAAGUAUGUCACAUUAUCUCCUUGGAAAUUCAUUAAAGUCUGUUGUCCUUGUUUCUGAUAAA
Rattus norvegicus (Norway rat) is the source of this 14057-nucleotide messenger RNA. The record is from RefSeq and is a predicted model, not a curated record. NCBI's taxonomy places the organism in Eukaryota, Metazoa, Chordata, Mammalia, Rodentia, Muridae.